AUGGAGCAGUCUAGCAGCCGGAAUUCCGGGGCCACUGGGGGUGCGGGUGUCUGGGAUGGGGCUCUCCGCCGUGCUGGUGCAGGUGGGCAGCACCCCAGUGUGGACGCCCCUGGGAGGGGGCCACACACGAUCCCUCGGGGCCUCUGGUCCUGGGUGCAGGGCUGGCUCUAUCCAGUCCGUCUGGAGAUCCCAGCCUUCCUGUUAGGUGCACCAUCCCCCACCCCCAACUACCCUGGUGUCCAGCUCUGGGGCAGCCACGGGGUGCUAGGCCUGGGGCUUCUGGGCAGUGACCAGGGCCAAAGACUGCUGGUGAAGCCCUGUCAGGAGAGCCAGCUGAGUACCCUGGAGGACCUGGAACUCCUCCUGGAGGAAGGGCUGGACAGCCCUGAGCCUCUGAGUCUAGAGGAGAUCUCGGAGCGAUAUGAGACCAGCCGCUUGGCGUCCACCAUCUCUGUCCCGGAGCAGGACACCCCCCAGCGCUGGAAGCAGCUGGAGCAAUGGGUGGCCGACCUGCAGACUGAAGUGGCGUCCCUGCGGGGACACAAGGACAACUGUGAGCGUGCCACCCUGAGCCUCCUGCAGGAGCUGCGCCAGGUGCGGGCCCAUAUGCAGCUACAGGAUUCAGAGCUGAGGAAGCUGCAGCAGGAGCUGCAACAGGCGGCUUGGGCCCCCGAGAAGGAGGCCCGGGAGUUUCCCAGGCCCCAGACCCAGAACCAGAUGCAGGCCCUGGACAAGAGGCUGGUGGAGGUCCGGGAGGCUCUGACCCAGAUCAGGAGGAAGCAGGCGCUCCAGGACUCUGAGCGGAAGAGCACCGAGCAGGAAGCCAACUUCAGGUUGGCCAAGCUGGCCGGGAUGUUGGAGCAGGAGGAGCAGGACCGGGAGGUGGCCAUUUGCAACCUGCAGAGGAGCCAGGAGGAGGCCAGCCAGAGGAUGGACCAUGAGGUGGCCAGGAUGCAGGCCCAGGUGACCAAGCUGGGCGAGGAGAUGAGCCUCCGCUUCCUCAAGAGGGAGGCCAAGCUGUGCGGCUUCCUGCAGAAGAGCUUCCUUGCCGUGGAAAAGGUGGGAGCCUGUGGGAUCCCCGGGGCUCUCCCUGCCCCCGUUUGCCUGGCUCACCACAACCUGGGGGACCUCUCGCAGAGGAUGAAGACCUCAGAAAGCAUGCGGCUGAAGGCCGAGAGCAGCCUGCGGGAGGAGCUGGAGAGCAGGUGGCAGAAGCUCCAGGAGCUGGCCGAGGAGCGCGUGCAGGCCCUGCGGGGGCAGUGCAAGCAAGAAGAGUCACACCUCUUGGAGCAGUGCUGGGACCUGGACAGGGCUGUGGUCCAGCUGACCAAGUUUGUGCAACAGAACCAGAUGUCGCUGAACCGCGUCCUGCUGGCUGAGCAGAAGGCCCGGGACACCAAGGGACACUUGGAGGAGAGCCAAGCUGGGGAGCUGGCUGCCUUUCUGCAGGAGAACCUGAAGGCCGUGCAGCUGGCCGGCGAGCUGGCCCUGCAGGAGAUGCGUGCCGCCCUGGAGCUGCUCCAAGAGAAGAGCCAGGCCCUGGAGGUGUCUGUGGACGCGCUGGUCAGACAGGUGAAGGACCUGAGCGACCACUUCCUGGCCCUGAGCUGGAGGCUAGACCUGCAGGAACACACGCUGACCCAGAGGCUGUGUGAGGCAAAGAGCGAGUGGGAAGGCACAGAGCAGAGAUCGCUGGAGGGCCUGGCUCAGUGUCGAAAGGAGGCCCAGGCUCACCUGAGGGAGGUGCAGGAGACAGUGGACAAUCUGCCCCGGCAGAUAGAAGCCGUCUCUGACAAAUGCGUCCUGCAUAAGAGCGACUCAGACCUCAAGAUUUCCGCCGAGGGCAAAGCCAGAGAGUUCGAGGUUGGGGCCAUGCGGCAGGAGCUGGCAGCUCUGGUGUCGUCCAUGCAGCAGCUCAGGGAGUGCAACCCUGGGCGGAAGAUCGCGGAGCUGCAGGGCAAGCUGGUCACGCAGUUCUUCGUCAAGGAUGUGGCCCCCGGCGAGGUGGUCCCUGUGAACCGCUGGGGGCGUGUAUCAGGCUAUGAGGUGAGCAGUGGGGAGCUGCCUUCGGGAGACCCCUCCGGGUGGCUGCAGUGGAAGGCGGUCCUCAUGAACCGGGUGGCCCAGUGGAGGCCGAAAGCCGUCUUGGAGAAGUCCCCUGGCCAGGAGCCUGCCCUUCAGCUCAUGUCCUUGCCCCUUUCCCAGAAAUAA
Molecule: messenger RNA, 2211 nt
Organism: Rhinolophus ferrumequinum (greater horseshoe bat)
Lineage: Eukaryota; Metazoa; Chordata; Mammalia; Chiroptera; Rhinolophidae
Gene: CCDC154
Product: coiled-coil domain containing 154
Exons: 17
Coding region: 1-2211 (736 amino acids)
Biological process (GO): bone mineralization involved in bone maturation
Source: RefSeq, a predicted model, not a curated record